This is a messenger RNA of Glycine soja, 852 nucleotides long. RefSeq names its product glutathione gamma-glutamylcysteinyltransferase 3-like. Gene Ontology annotation, molecular function: glutathione gamma-glutamylcysteinyltransferase activity; metal ion binding; RNA binding. Gene Ontology annotation, biological process: detoxification of copper ion; cellular detoxification of cadmium ion; phytochelatin biosynthetic process. The record is from RefSeq and is a predicted model, not a curated record. The transcript is spliced from 4 exons. Lineage: Eukaryota; Viridiplantae; Streptophyta; Magnoliopsida; Fabales; Fabaceae. Bases 1 to 852 code for a protein of 283 amino acids.
AUGCCUAAAGACUAUCUGCAGAGUUGUAGACAUGAAGGUUGGAGCAGUGUUGCCAAAUUUCUAACCGAAGAUGUCCCUCAACUUCUAAAGUCAGAGGAUCUAAAAGACAUUCAGGAAGUACUCUCUCAUGCUUUUAAAUCUCCUCCCAGUGAAUUGAGAGGGUUAAUAACAUGGAUUGCUGAAGUUUGCAGACAAGAAGAUGGGAAUCUCACACUGAGUGAGGAUGAGAAAGGAAGGCUAGCUAUCAAGGCUGACAUACUGGAACAGAUUCAAACAACUGGACUCUUCAAACACGUGACAAGGUGGUUGAAUUCUAAAAUUUCAUGUUGUAAUUCUUUAGCAAACCUUGGUGACAAAGAUAUGUUACCAGCACUUACUGCCAGUGUUUGUUGCCAAGCAGCAGAUCUUUUGACUGUUUGUGGUAGGCUAGGUUUGUCAGGUGGAAAAUACUGUAGUCAAAUAGAUGUAAAACAUCUGAAUGCUGAUAGUGAAAAUCCAGUAACAUUAGUUUCAGGAACUGUUACAACUAGUGGUGGUAGUGAACAAGGAGUUGAUGUGUUGGUCCCUUUGUGUCAAAGGGAACCAAGUAGGUUGUGUCUUUCUAAUGAAGGUCACUGCAUUGGUAUGCACCCGUCUACUGCAGACGUCUUAACGGUGCUUUUAUUGGCCUUGCCCUUGCAUACGUGGUCUGGCAUUAAAGAAGAAAAGUUGCGUGUGGAAGCUUUGAGCCUUCUAGCAACAGAAGAUCUCCCUCCCCUACUUCAGGAAGAGCGACAUGUUCUUGUCGAUGGCAAAGUUAGGACUGACAAGACUUACCCUGCUGGUUUCAUGGUUCAAGCUCUGCAAGGUUAG